AUGGCUUUUGUCGAACCCACUAUUACCUCUACUGUUGCUUCUGCUGACUCGGCUAAAUCAGCUUGGGAUGUUUUUCAUACCACUUAUGCGAACAAAUCUCAAACCCGAGUCUUUAUUUUGCGUGAUCAGCUUGCCCGGGUCACUAAGGACUCUCGCUCCAUUACUGAAAAUCAUCACACUAUUUGGUCCUUCUCAGAUGAGUUAGCCACUGCUGGUGCUCCUUUUUCCAAUCCUGAACUCAUCGUCAAAAUACUCAGUGGUCUAGGUCCUGAAUUUCAUGAGAUCUCUACUGCCAUUCGUCCACGCGAUACAGCUAUAUCCUAUGAGGAACUGUUUGAAAAGCUACUGGACUUUGAACUCCUUAUUCGCCAUGAGGAUGCUAAGAAACUACCUAGUACCAUCACUUUUGCAGUUGCUACGCCCACCAAAUUCAACUCCAAUAAUCGCAAUAAUCAUAGACAAACCAACAACUCUCAACAAUGUAGCAAAUAUUUGCGUCCAAGCACUCCACCACAAUGGCAGUCCAAUUCCAAUCCAAACGGUGUUACUCUAUGUCAACUAUGUAACAGAAUUGGCCACACUGCCAAUGUUUGCCUCUCAAAGUCUCAUAAUCACUUUGAAGUGAAAGCCAACUAUGCUGCUGGGUUUACAGCGUACACCAACCCCUGGAUAGUUGACUCAGGAGCAACCCAUCACAUCACAACAGAGCCACACAACCUACAGCCAUACAGCGGUAACGAGGAUUCCUCCAUGGGUGAUGGUAACAAAAUUCCCAUCUCUCACACUGGUUCUACUAAAUGUUUUGACCCAAUUUCUGCAAAGGUCUACUUAUCCCGAGAUGUGCGAUUUGUUGAGGAUGUAUUUCCGUUUAAGACAUUGUUCUCCAAUACUACCAUUAAAUCAGCUCACCUAGAAUGGGCAAAAAUAACAAUGCCAAGUUCUUUGAACCCCACACCCAAAUUUCCCAUAGUUACUGAUCUACCAACUCUACUAGAAAUAGCAACAAGCAUAAUUAAAGAUUUCCUAUCACCGUCUGCUUUAUCUCCAGCCCAGUCCGGAGAUAACUCAAACUCACAGUCUUUAUCCAACAAUGCAUCAGCAGCGGACACAACAGAUUAA
Messenger RNA from Solanum tuberosum (potato), 1119 nucleotides. RefSeq lists its product as uncharacterized. The record is from RefSeq and is a predicted model, not a curated record. The transcript is spliced from 2 exons. NCBI's taxonomy places the organism in Eukaryota, Viridiplantae, Streptophyta, Magnoliopsida, Solanales, Solanaceae. Bases 1 to 1119 code for a protein of 372 amino acids.